GGAUAUUUGAAAAUAACGACUGCUUCGGUCAAGACGUAAUUUCCUAAAAUCAACGGCUGCCCGAUAAGACAUAUUGUGAAUAUCAUGGCGUCCAUUUCCGAUCCAAACAUCAGGGACGGGUUCACUCGUGCCAUGGAGGAGAUCCACAACAAACAGCUUCAAACAUAUGAGGAGAUAAUUGACAUGACUACAGACUUGUGCCAGUCCCAGAGACAAUUUGUAAAGUCUGCACAUGAUACUUGUUUAAAGAAAUGUAAGGAUGAUGAGAUGCUAUUUGAGACAAUACAGACAUUCAAAAAAGACUUGGUACAAAAUUAUGUGUCAUUGAAAGGGAAACAGCAUGCUAUCUCUGACAUGAUAGCCGAGAUUCAGCAGAAGGAGAUGCAGAAGGACGGCAUCAUCCAGAAGAUAGAGAAACUUAAAGAAGAACAAGCAAGGAGAAAAGAGUUAAUACACUCUCAAAAUAAAACAAACAAAGACAGACUGAGGAAUCUCCAGAAAGCCAGAGUUGUCUUUCAAGAUCAUUUAGGGAUGGAGAUAAGAGCCAUCCGUGGCAAAACACAAUUGGUUAAAAGUGAACUGCUGCAGUUUGUUUUCCGGAAUAUCAAACCCUCCGACCAGGACAUCCCCUAUGUUGUCACAAUGGGGAUUAAAGAAGAUGGGUCGUACCAAAUUGUGUCCAGUGACCCCGGGCUCGAGUGUUUGCCAGCCUUGGAAAGCCGGCUUCAGGAGAGCAAUAAGUUGGCAGCAUUCCUGGCAAAUGUCCGGAAGGAGUUUAUCUCUCAGGCUCGCUGAUGAAAAUGAAGAGAAUGGGAAUAUAAAAUGCCAUGCAAUGAAGUUCUUGCUGCAAUGUGGACUAAUGUAGUAAUCCUCAAAGUGGUGGCCAGCAGUUUAUUCUUUUAGCAAAUUGGAUUAGGAUAACAGAAAAUACUUUACAGAAUGAAUAGAAAAAAUUAUAAAUGAAUUAGUGUAUGCAGAAAUGUCCUGUAUCAUUAUUGAGCGUAGUCCAAUUACAGUUUAGUUGAUUCUGCUAAUUGGCGUGGUUUGAAACCAGGACGGGUGUUCUGGGGUCUCUAAAUCCUGAAAGGGUCCCUAGCUUACUGUAGAAGUUCUUCAGGAGCAAAUGUAAAUAUAUUCAAUAUUCAUUCACAUAUCUGGUAAACAGUUCAUUUAUUUUCUCAUGUCAUUACUCAGUUUAAAGUGGGUUGGGAUAAAGUUACAGUUUUAUUUAGCUGGGCUUUGUUUUUUACAAGUGUAAAUCAUAUGAAUAUUAAAAUAUUUAUGAGUUCA
Molecule: messenger RNA, 1290 nt
Organism: Pseudoliparis swirei
Lineage: Eukaryota; Metazoa; Chordata; Actinopteri; Perciformes; Liparidae
Gene: spc25
Product: SPC25 component of NDC80 kinetochore complex
Exons: 7
Coding region: 85-795 (236 amino acids)
Biological process (GO): chromosome segregation
Cellular component (GO): Ndc80 complex
Source: RefSeq, a predicted model, not a curated record